Messenger RNA from Dendronephthya gigantea, 1626 nucleotides. RefSeq lists its product as uncharacterized. The transcript is spliced from 6 exons. Bases 229 to 972 code for a protein of 247 amino acids. NCBI's taxonomy places the organism in Eukaryota, Metazoa, Cnidaria, Anthozoa, Malacalcyonacea, Nephtheidae. The record is from RefSeq and is a predicted model, not a curated record.
UGGAUGAAACUGACUGUAGUGGAUGAUUUUUGGUGAUCAAUUUAUAUACUUUUAUAUCUGCUGUAUCUAUAUGGGGUCUAUUAUAUGGCAUAGAACUGAAGCUUUUCUUUAAGCACGGCAUGCACGGAAAGCUUUUCUGGAAUCCUUGCCUUGACGUGAUUUCGGUAUUGUUGGUCCAUGCGAAAAAUAUUAGAAGCAAGUAUUACAAAGGUUUUUUAACAGGGAAGAAUGAUGCUAGUUAUCAAACUUGUAAGCCUACUGACAAUGAUUAUUCAAAUUCUUGGAAUUCCAAAUCAAGGAGGUUGCGAUGGAACAACAAAAAGUGAAAGAAUCACAGAAACAAAUUCAAAAUAUACGCAUGUUAUGCCAGGUAAUCAGGCAGUUGUCCAGUGGGCAUGGUGUGUUGCAGUGAACAGCACCAUUACAAACAUAUCCAUUUACAAAGUGACCCGUUUUAAGUCUCGAACUACAAAUCAUAUGGUAUUGUCAAUUGACGUAUUAGAGAAAGUAAAUUAUGCCAGAGACAACUCAAAGCAUGAACUGUUCAGCGUAAAGAAAAAGGCACGUUUUCAGGCAAGGGCAAUUUUUGUUAUUAACAACGUGAGCGAGGCGGAUGAUGGUGAAUAUAGUAUAAGGAUUCGAAGGAUUGGAUACCGUGAUCUCCAUAACGAAGUAAAAAUAUUUGUCAAUCCUCGAGAACCCGCUGCGCAAAAACCAGCAACCACAAUUACGAAUAACCCAGAACCAUCUGCGCACACGUUAGCAACGAUAAUUACGAAUACCCCAGCUAUUAAAGGAAGAAAAAGUGAAAGUUUAUCGCCACUUUACAUUGGCUUGAUCGUUGCAGGCGCAAUCAUCGUUUUUUUCGGACUCCUGAUCUGCUACAAAUGCAGGAGAGCACAUUGUCCAUUGCUAACACGGUGGUGGGAAAGAUUCAGGAUUUACAUGGGCUGUUGUUUUUUGUUAUCUUGACCAAGUUUCCCUCCCUAUAAUUUAUAUAAUAGACCACAGGUUCAUCCUUCAUUAUUUUUCCGUCUAGUUCACGCGACUAGAAAUAAUAUACCUUUAUAAAGGUUAUUAUUUUUUGUUAAACCAAUGCCCGAUUAGGAAGGAAAUAAGUUUUCAAAAAAAUAGAUGUGUUAGUACGUAUUUUAAAUACAUGCAAGGCAUGACCCCACUACGAAGGAAAAAACGAAGGGUGUUUUUGUAAUUGUAGUAUAAAAUAUGUAGGUUUUUGAAAUAUAUUUGUGUGUGCUGCUUUUUUUCAACCAAGCAACAUUUAACAGGUAACCUGCUUGCCACGGUGGCUCGGGGCUACCUUUUUGCUCUUAUCACAAAUGACGUCAUAGUGUAUAUCUAUAACUGAACAGGCAAGGAUUUGGAAAAUAUUAACAAAUUGUGAAACGAACAAGCAGUUUGUUUUUGUUUUUCCAACACUAUGAAUAAGAUUUCAGAAGUAAAGUCAAAGGAUACAAAUAUAUGCGUGAAUGAUUUGUAGGAAAAAUAAAAUGAUAUUGAACUGCUAGUAUAAGACACGCGUUCUGAAAAGUAAUGACAUAAACAAGCGAUGACUGAUAAAUUCGGUAAGUUUAUAUAUAGACCAUGGAUUUCAGCGGCAAGGCUUAG